Messenger RNA from Zeugodacus cucurbitae (melon fly), 1226 nucleotides. Its product is annotated as glutaminyl-peptide cyclotransferase. Gene Ontology annotation, molecular function: zinc ion binding; glutaminyl-peptide cyclotransferase activity. Bases 137 to 1129 code for a protein of 330 amino acids. The transcript has 6 exons. The record is from RefSeq and is a predicted model, not a curated record. NCBI's taxonomy places the organism in Eukaryota, Metazoa, Arthropoda, Insecta, Diptera, Tephritidae.
UCUUAUUUUUAGUUGUUUGCUGUAUUUUCAUGUUGGUGAACACGCAGACUUUACGAUCGGAUCUUUUAAUGUGCGAAUUUAUGUCAAUACAUUUAACGGUGGAAUACAACAAAUCGUAAAAAGCUGUAGUGAUAAAAUGAUGCGGUUUAACUUAAUUUCUGGUCUAUUAAUUCAAUUAUUGAUCUUGACUGUUUACGCUGUGGAUGUCACGCAAUUUCCAGAUGACAAUCAACAUUUCAACCGGACAUUGGCGGGUAUUAUGCGACCCAGAGUGGUGGGUACGGCCGGCCAUAAAGAAGUUGAAAAAUUCAUAAAAAGGGAAUUAAAUACGCUCGGCUUCAGCACGGAAGUUGAUCAAUUUUCCGAAAAGAUACCCAUUUUUGGCAAUGUGACUUUCACAAACAUAAUUGGCGUUUUGAAUCCGAAUGCGCGUGAUUUUUUGGCGCUUGCUUGCCAUUACGACAGCAAGUAUUUUCAAGAUGAUCCCGGUUUCGUCGCAGCUAUAGAUUCAGCAGUGCCAUGUGCCACUAUGUUAAAUACCGCGAAGACUUUAUCAAUGUAUCUUUCGGGUAACUUCAAAGACCGCACCGAUAUUGGGUUAAUGUUAAUAUUUUUCGAUGGCGAGGAAGCUAUUAAGGAUUGGUCUGAUACCGAUUCGAUUUAUGGAUCGCGUCACUUGGCAGCGAAAUUGUCGAACACACGUACUUCAAUUGGCUUGGGGCGCAGUAUUGAUCGAAUUGAAGUCUUAGUACUACUCGAUUUGAUUGGCGCCGCCAAUCCGAAAUUCUACAGUUUUUAUCCAAAUACUUAUGGCUUGCAUCAUAGUCUGUCCGAAAUUGAAUUGUCUUUGUCAGCAGCCAAACAACUUGAAGGACGGAAUCUAAUGUUCAUGAGACGCCCAUCAACCAGUUUUAUCGAUGACGAUCACAGACCAUUUUUACAACAAAACGUGCCGGUUUUACAUCUCAUAACAACACCAUUUCCACCACAAUGGCACACACCGAACGAUAAUGCCGAAAAUUUGCAUUGGCCUUCAAUUCGUAAUUUUAAUAAAAUCUUCCGUGCUUUUGUGUAUGAAUAUUUACAACGUCACAAGGAACAAGUGAAUUUGAGAGCCGCGUUUAGAUAAAUAUUUUAAUACAUUUUUCAAGAUGAUGUCAGCACACACAUACAACAUACUCGACUACAAUAAUAUAAUAAUAAAAUAAGAUCUAUAAUAAAGAAGA